ACAUGCACACACAUUUGCCAAGAACCUCAACUAGGUGGCAAAUACGUGCAGUUCUAUUGAUUGACUGAUAAAAUAGAAUCGACUGUUGAGUGUAGACGGAUAAAUGUCUGUCUCGUAUACUGAAAGAAGAUAUAUUGAGAACAACCUACAAUACAGUUCAGAAAAGGGAUCCCUUCUGCAAAACCUGUAAAUUGUUUUGUUUGUCUCCAGUCUUUUGAAGAUUCUCAUAUCUGUCUCCACACGUUGUCUUAAUAUCACCUCUCAUAACAUCAUGGAAAUGCAAAAGUUAUCAAAUGGUAACCACCACCAUGACUUUGUCCCUUUGGAAGAGGGUGUACAAUCAGAGCAAGAGGAGUUCCUGCCACACAAGAGUGAUGGGACAAAGAAACCUCAGUUUACUGAUUUCGAGGGUAAGACCUCCUUUGGGAUGUCUGUCUUCAACCUCAGUAAUGCCAUCAUGGGAAGUGGAAUCUUGGGAUUAUCAUAUGCCAUGUCAAACACGGGUAUCAUUCUGUUUCUAGUUCUGUUGACAUGCAUUGCCUGCCUGUCCAGUUAUUCGGUUCACCUCCUGCUUAGAAGUGCUGGAGUCGUUGGUAUUCGUGCCUAUGAACAGCUGGGCUUUCGGGCUUUUGGACAUCCUGGAAAAAUAUUAGCUGGUGUUAUUAUAACCCUUCAUAACAUUGGUGCUAUGUCCAGUUACCUUUUCAUCGUGAAGUUUGAACUACCACUGGUCAUCCAAGCCUUUCUAGGUCAAGCAUCUACCUCUGGAGAUUGGUUCAUGAAUGGAAACUACCUUAUCAUCAUUGUCAGUGUCUGCAUCAUCCUACCACUCGCCCUGAUGAAACAACUUGGGUAUCUGGGUUACACCAGUGGCUUCUCCCUCACCUGCAUGGUCUUCUUCCUUUCCUCUGUUAUUUACAAGAAAUUUAAUAUCCCUUGCCCCCUGGAGGCCUUCAGCAACUACUCUAUCAACACCACCAUCCCAGAGGAUAUUUGUGAAGGCAAAUUAUUCACCAUCAACCAAGAGACGGCGUACACAAUCCCCAUCUUGGCGUUUGCUUUUGUGUGUCACCCUGAGGUGCUUCCCAUCUACACUGAGCUGCGCAACCCUACCAAGAGACGAAUGCAGGGUAUUGCUAAUGUAUCCAUCCUUGGCAUGUUUGUCAUGUACCUCCUCACCGCCAUCUUUGGGUAUCUCACUUUCUACGUGAACACAGAAUCUGAGCUCCUGCACACAUACAGCAUAGUGGACCCUCUGGACACCCUCAUCCUGUGUGUUCGCCUGGCGGUGCUGGUGGCUGUCACUCUCACUGUCCCUGUUGUCCUCUUCCCAAUCCGCAGAGCCCUACUUCAACUCCUGUUCCCAGAGAAAUCUUUCCACUGGGUCCGCCACAUUGUUAUUGCUGUGUGUCUACUCUUUGUAGUCAACUUGCUUGUCAUCCUCGUGCCCAACAUUCGAGACAUCUUUGGGAUCAUUGGGGCCACCACUGCUCCUUGUCUCAUCUUCAUCCUCCCAGGAAUGUUCUACAUGCGUAUUGUUCCUACUGAACAAGAGUCCAUGACUUCAAAACCAAAGAUCCAGGCUGCUUGUUUCACUGCUUUGGGCUUCAUUUUCAUGACCAUGAGCUUGACGUUCAUCAUUCUUGACUGGACAAGUGGAGAGAAACGAAGUGGGGGUGGCCAUUAAAGCAAAUACAUCAACAGAGAGGGUCCACAUGCCAAGACAUCUGCUUGCCCCGUCGCUGUGACACUCCUCAAGAUGGAGAUGGAGACGAGAGGCUGGGCCCACAUUGUGUAGUGUUUUAUCACCCUGCGCUGUGAUAAGACAGCUUUCCCACCUAUUCUAAUCAAAAAGACACACUACCCUUCCAUGGAGGCAAAAGUCUUUAAAGAAUCCAAUGGUCACAUUAUCUGAGAUUAUGAGCUCUCCAGUCAUCGCAACGCAGCUAACGAAUGUGCUGCCUGUGGAAACACCAGAUCCACUUCAUGUCUCCAAAGUAAUGAAGCUGGAGUCUUGAAUGGAGAGCAUCUAGUAUGAAAGUUCAUCAACAAAGAUGCAGGGGUUCAUUAUCUAUCUGAUAAGGGGGCAGACCGUAUGUUACCAGCCAAGUAUUUGCUGCUCCAAGUGCCAAAACAAUGCAUUCGUUGUUGUUUGUCUAUCAAAGCUCAAUGUUUAUUUUAUUUACUAGAUUCUAAUAGAAACCUUCUUUUGUGAAGAUUUUUGCUGUCUCUGUUAAUUCCCACCACUGCUAUCCACAGUCAUUUUGUCCAAAUGUGUGAUAAUUUACUGUUUUGGCAACAAUUCUAUUUUUGGCAACUAAUCCUACAACCAAUUGACAUCCUACCGACACAAUUGAAUAAUACAAUAAAACAAAACAAAAUGUCAACAAUAUUAUAAAAAACCUUAAUGUAACCUUAAUGUAAAAAUGAUGUUCCUUUAGUCGAACAUACUAAAUAUGAGGCUGUCAGACAAGAUGUGCAGUUCUUUAUGUCUAUCUUACUUAAUUGGACUAAUCCAUAUCCUCAUAUCCUCAAAACAUUGUCAAGUGGUUGAUACAGUUUUCACGCUUUUGACAUCAUGUAACCAUGGAUUGAAUGGUAAUAUAUUGUAUUGCUGACUUUGACAAUGUGAGGGUAAACAAUGCAAUAGGGUCCGAAAAUGUGAACUAAUUAAUUAAGAUGUUUAGUAUUUGCCAAACUGUAAAAUAUAUAUUUUGUCAUGUAAGGAAUCAUUUACAAAUUUGCCCAUUCAGUGAUUCGUGUAAUGUAAAACGAAGUGAGGAACUGGGUCAAAUAAGGAGACAUAUGAUAAGGCUAAAGCUGUAAUUGCAUAUUCAAAAGGAGAAUGUAAAUAUAAAUUUUGCUGAGUUCUUGGAAAUGUUGGAAAGAUGAAAGCUAGUAUAGAAAUGUCAAAGCUGAAUGCCUUGGGAACACCAUUAUACAAAUGUGACAGCUUUUUAUCAUGGCACCAGUCAAUUGUUUUUUGCAAGGAACAUUUUGUUUUUAACCUGGCACCAUUGUCAAUAGUAUUCUAUUUCCAAUAAAGAUGGUUGUCAGUAUUUAUCAAAA
Molecule: messenger RNA, 3069 nt
Organism: Osmerus eperlanus (European smelt)
Lineage: Eukaryota; Metazoa; Chordata; Actinopteri; Osmeriformes; Osmeridae
Gene: slc38a5b
Product: solute carrier family 38 member 5b
Exons: 16
Coding region: 272-1687 (471 amino acids)
Biological process (GO): glycine transport; serine transport; L-histidine transmembrane transport
Cellular component (GO): plasma membrane
Molecular function (GO): L-glutamine transmembrane transporter activity; glycine transmembrane transporter activity
Source: RefSeq, a predicted model, not a curated record